Messenger RNA from Paramisgurnus dabryanus, 3024 nucleotides. The record is from RefSeq and is a predicted model, not a curated record. Lineage: Eukaryota; Metazoa; Chordata; Actinopteri; Cypriniformes; Cobitidae.
UAUAACUUCCGGUGACAUCAGAGGAUCUGUUCCUUUUCAUCUUCUCGCUUCGCAGGUUGUUUUUUCCGCGCUAGCAAAAGACUAGGAUAUUGUGUUUCAUUCGUUGCUGGUGGCCUUGUGGCAUUGUAUUGUCGGAGCAGCGAGUUGCUCGCCCUCCAAAGGCCGCAACGGAAUCCACCGACAGGUGAGUUACAAACUUUUUACAUAACUGCUCGUUUGGUGCAUUUGUUGGUGACGGCUGUGUUUUCGCUCCCUCUCCCGACAUUUGUAAUCUAACGUUAACAGUUACCUUUAUAUUAUUGAUUCAUCUGCGAUUUAUUGUUGUAACACGGACGCGUUUUUGGUUGAUUGUUCAGCUGCGCUCGUGUAGUUACUUCGUGCCAACUCGGUUGUGCCGGUUUAUUUUGUUAAACGUCUUUUUGCGCUUUAACUGCGCUUUGUGUAUUUAGUACCAACUCGGUUGUGUCGGUUUUUCGUUUAAACGUUCGGCGCUUAACUGCGCUUGUGUAUUCGUGCCAACUCGGUUGUGCCAGUUUUUUGUUAAUCGUUCGGCGCUUAACUGCGCUUUGUGUAUUUUGCAACAACUCGGUUGUGCCAGUUUUUUGUUAAUCGUUUCGGCGCUUAACUGCGCUUUGUGUAUUCGUGCCAACUCGGUUGUGCCGGUUUUUGUUAAUAGCGCUUACCCUUAACUGGCUUCACAACGUUUGCGGUGACGGUUGUGCUUUCGCUCCCGGCACCGGUACUGCGUUUAGUGUCUUAUUUUUUCGUUGCCCUAAGCUGGUGGAGGCAGUGCUUUCGCUCCCGUUCCCAGCAUAUUUGUGCCUCAGGGACUAGAUUGGUGGCAGUGUUCCCGCUGAAGCUAAUCUUUUUUCUUUUUUGCUACAUUUGUUGGUGAAGGUUGUGCUUUCGCUCCCUCUCCCGGCAUCUGUACUGCAUUCUGUGUCUAUUUUUUCGUUGGGAUAGUUUACCCUUAGCUGGUGAAGGCAGUGUUUUCGCUCCCGCUCCCAGCAUAGGUGUGCCCCUGUGACUAAUUGGUGGCAGCGUUUCCGCCGAGGCUACCUUUUUUUCUCAGUUGCCAGCAUGGUUGGCAACCACUCCUGCUCGGCCUGUAUGGCUCCUCUGCAGCUUGAGGAUGGCCAUGAUUUAUGUCCCUCAUGUCUUGGCUUUGAACAUUUAAAGGAGGGUCUUUCUGACGACCCCUGCAUGAACUGUGGUAUCAUGCCUCGGGCAGUGAGGGCAGCUAGACUGGCUGAGGUGGAGCAACUGUCGGGCUCUACUUCGUCGAUUGGACAUUUGACCCCAGCCCAGCGACUGGUUCCAGAUCAGACUGGGCAGUCUAAACGUCAGGCUGCUGAGGCCGCAGGCCCCACUCCUGCAAAAAAGGCCAAGGGACCCCGGCUUGCCUCUAAAGUGGACCAACUAACAGCGGAGCUCAAUACUAUGAAGUCCCUCUUCCUGGCUUUCCAGUCCGGGACUGGAGCAGAGCCGCCAGAUGAUUUUGUCCCUUCGGCAGCCUCCUUGGAGUCGGAGGACGAUGUGCUUUCCAUGGCAGCUUCAGCUGGCCAGUUUAAUGAAUAUGAGCCAGAGGUACUUCCACAGAUGGGAGCCUCCCAACCUUCUGCGGCCGGCUCCCGGUCUUCAACCCAUAGCUCUACUGGUGGUGUUGAGGACUGCUCUAUGGGAGCCAUCAUUCGUAUGGCUCUUGCUCGUCUCCAGUUGGACGUCCCGCAAACUCAGCCGGCUCCGGCCAGUGCUUUUUUCAGGCGUGUCCCAGCCUCCGUCAGCUUUACUGCGCCCCCAUCGGAGGAGUAUUUGAGGGAGUUGCAGGCAUGUUGGAGGGAUUCUAAGGCCCUCUCUCAUGCAACGUCCGAUGGCCGGACCCUGGCAGCCAUGCAGGACGCACAGAAGUUCGGAUUGGACCGCAUGCCAGCAGUUGAGCCGACAAUAGCGGCUCUUAUCAUCUCACCUGAUGAGGCUUUGAGGCCGGAUGCUAGGUGCCCUCGCCCCCAGUGCCGGGUUACAGAUGACCUGCUCUGUAAGGCCUAUGAUGCAGCGGCUCGCAUGGGACGCAUCGGUAACUCCAUGUCCCACCUGAUGCUCGCUUUGUCAACUUCCCUGCAGGAGACUGAGUUGGAUGCCUCUGUCCACAGCUUUAGCGAUGCUUCACUACAAGCAUUCGCAUUGAUGUCUAGGGAAUUGGGGCGGUUGAUGUCUACUCUUGUGCAGGCUCGCCGCCAGGUAUGGUUGGCACAAUCUCCUCUCACUGAGGCCUGUAGGAGAACCCUCCGCAGUGUUCCGGUGGAACCAGGGGAGCUGUUUGGUUCCGCAGCUCUGGAAGCGCUUGAGCGCACGGUCCAAGCCGGACGGACUCGACAGCAGCUGUCCGGGCUUCAGAGAAGCGUUCCGCCUCCUAGCAGGCCUAGAGGUCCUCCAGCUGUCCCACAGCGCAGCUCUCGUCCACAGGCUCACCCCAGGGGCUACCUAAGGUCUCUGCGCCCACGUCCACAGCCUGCUCAGCAGCAGGCACCGACCUUUCGGGUGCCUGACCGGCUGCCCUCAGGACAACCUCAGUCCUUUCCGACCCGUCGUGCCUCUGGAACCUUUAGAGGCCGGGGACCCCGGCGCUGAAGCCCGGGGGUCGGCCGUCGGCUGUUUUUCCCAGCAGCAGCUCAGCUAUUGGGCUGCCUCCACCAGGGACCCAUGGGUGCUCUCAACCUUAACCCACGGGUACAAACUUCAGUUCCGACGCCGGCCCCCAGCCCAUGGCCGGGUCAAGAUGACCAUCAUAAACGACCCGGCAAAAGCCCAAGCCCUCACCCAGGAGUUGUCCGCCCUCCUGGACAAGGGUGCCAUCGAGCCAGUAGAUCCCCUAUUGCACCCCGGGGGGUUCCACAUGCUGACCACUGCAGAGGUUCUACGUACAAUUGCCAAAGGAGAGUGGUUUACGUCAGUAGACCUGAAGGAUGCCUACUUCCACAUCCCUAUAGCUCCACACCAUCGGCAGUUUCUGCGGUUUGCCUUUCA